CGAGCGAGUUGGCAGCUUGGUUAAUGGCUUCACAACAAGACUCAGGGGGGGGGUGUAUUGAUGAUGUGUUAUAUAGACGGCUGUGGCUGUGAUAUCGGUUGUUCAGACGCUUAUUGCAGUCUCAAGGUCAGACUCUUAAUCUGUGCUGUCCGUAGACUGACUGUACGGUGAUCGUUUACGUUUGCAACAUAUUGUAUUGUACUUCACUGUCUGAAUCUGAUAUGACGGGGUUACCAACCUUUUGUUUAGCUUCCAUUUCAUGAACAGUAUUAUUGAUUUGUUUUAUGUCCCAAUUCGCUGUUUGGUUUUAUAGAGAGUAUUAAUGUUAAACGCAUGUUUUAAUGAUAUUGAAUGAUACUGAUACUAACAAAGAACCAAGUUUGAAGACAUCAUUCAUCAGUUGGAUGAGUGCCUACUGUUCAGUCAGUGACAAUUUGCUUGGCUUAAUAAGCAUAGCAAUUCAUCCAGAGUGACAUUACCUUGUUGAAAAUAGCCCAGAUGUGAACAUUUCUUUGGCAAUAUAAAAUAACAAGAUCAAUAAUAAACAGAAAAUGAAUUUUGCCAAGUUAAUUACAGCAGGAGUAUCAACAAUUUGUGGGGGUGGAGUAAUUGUGUAUUCUGUGCACAGCUACAAUUCAAAUCUUUUAAAAGUCAAUGCUUCUCGAUUAAAUAACGAUGAUGUCCACAUAUCGAAAUGGGACUCCAAUUGGGACAGAAGAGAUCCAGCAAAUAAUAGUGAGCUACAAAAGGCAACACCGACAGCUGUACGAUACAUAUUUCUUAUUAGGCAUGGACAGUACAACUAUUAUGGAGAAAGAGAUACAGAUAGAAAUCUAACAAAACUUGGCAGAGAACAAGCGCUCCUUACCGGAAAACGAUUGCAAGAGUUUGCACACAAAUACAAACACCUGAUCGUGUCAACAAUGACCAGAGCCAAGGAGACCGCAGCUCUUAUACAGGAGUCACUACCCAACAACCUGAAGGUCAUUCACUGUCCCUUGCUGGAGGAAGGAGCCCCAAUACCCCCUGAACCUCCAGUUGAUUUUUAUAACCCAAGUCCCUGUGAAUAUUUUGAAGAUGGAGCUCGAAUUGAGGCUGCUUUUAGGAGAUAUAUACAUAGAGCUGAUCCUGAACAAAAGGGAGAUUCAUAUGAAAUAAUUGUGUGCCAUGGGAAUGUCAUCCGUUAUUUUAUCUGCAGAGCUCUUCAGGUUCCUGUCGAUGCAUGGAUGAGGAUAGGCAUUCACCAUGCAAGUAUAACAGGGAUCGCUAUCUUACCCAAUGGAAGGGUAGUUCUCAGUACAAUCAAUGACAGUGGCCAUCUGCCUGUUAAGUUAGUUACUGCAGUCUGAUGUGUAGUUAAGCUGGUGUAAUGUGAAUGUUCAGUUAUGUCCUGUACAUCUUCCUCGUAGUGCAGUGUCUGGAUACUGACGCUGCCACACACAUGCCUCCUGGAAUUUCAAGUCAUGUUCGUCUGAAGAGAUCCAAAACAGUUGGUGCCGAAGAAGCUUAAAAUGAACUCUUUACAUUGUUUCAAUAUCAGAGGCACCUAGACUAAAAACUAUAGUGUAAUCUAAGUGAAGAGGUAUUCUCUUAUCUAUAUCCUUAUCUAUAGGCGUAGUUACCUUGGGUGGAACCCGGUGCAGAAGUUGGUGGUGUCACCCCAUCGAAAGUAAAAAGCAAUAAAUUUUAUAUGAUAAAGGU
Molecule: messenger RNA, 1701 nt
Organism: Homalodisca vitripennis (glassy-winged sharpshooter)
Lineage: Eukaryota; Metazoa; Arthropoda; Insecta; Hemiptera; Cicadellidae
Gene: Pgam5
Product: serine/threonine-protein phosphatase PGAM5, mitochondrial
Exons: 6
Coding region: 552-1349 (265 amino acids)
Biological process (GO): positive regulation of mitochondrial fission
Cellular component (GO): mitochondrion
Source: RefSeq, a predicted model, not a curated record